ACAAACUGCGGACAUUUUCAGUAGAUAUCUCCUUUUUUUUCGUAAUUUGGAAAUCAAAGGGUUACAAUGUGUUUACAGCUAACAAGAAUACAGCUGUCAAAAUAUGCCCAGUGAAACAGUGCCCAGUGAUGGGCGAUGCGAAUAGAUAUGCCACAACGACAGGGCAAUGACCAGAAGAACAUGAUCGCACGCUUGCCGUCUGCCUGACCUGUAGUUAAAGAUUAACCUACAGCCGUAGCCAAAAGUUUCGCAUCACCUAGAAUUUUAGGAUUGAGACAUCUUGUUAAAACAAAAAAAAAAUCGCACAGUGUAAUAAAUCACAGUAAAAGAACUGUAAAACAUAGGCAAGCAUAAAGACCAGAGAGGUAUGGUAGAGCAUAUUUAAAAACAUGCCAUGGUAAAUGAAUUGCUUAACCAAGGGGAAACUUUAAAAACUGCUGAGGUAAACUUCAACAAGGGCUGUUACUCUUUUAGAACAUAAAAAAAGUUUACGCGCAAGAGGAGGCUAUAUUUUGGGCAGCAGCUGGCUGAUCUCUUUGUCAAGCCGGUUCUUAAAGGAUCCCAGUGAUUCUGCCUCAACAACAUGACAGUCUCAUCCCCUCCCCACUCUCUGCGAAGCAGUGUCUCCUUCCCUCUGGCCGAAGUCUAUCUCCACAGUUUCUUCAUCUGCUCCCGGUUCUCUUUAACUAGAUCAACCCCUUUUAAGAUGUAAAGACUUCAGUCACAGCCUCCCUUUGAUUCUUCUUGGCUCCAGGUUAUAUUGUCUCACAUCUUUCUAUUCGUUUUGGUUAUUCAGUCCCGGGACUCUCUCGGGCAGCUACAGAGAAUGGUCACAAAUCAACCUCUGCUUAAUGUCUAGUAUCUGGGUUUGAGGGUUCGGUUUGGAUCACCCAUUUAUUUCGCUUGUGACCCGAUCAGCCGGAUUUAAACCCUGCCCUCCGGAGGUUUAAAGGGAAUAAAAACUCGACCCCAUCACCGAACAGAAGCUGAAACAGAGAAGCCGCCGCGUCUUGCUGCUAAGAGAAAUGAAGUUAUUCCUGGCCUGUGCCGUGCUCCUGUGUGCUGCCCUUCACCUCAGCCAGUCGCAGUGCUUGGAGGGUCUCGCCAGCAUGGAAUUGUCCGCAGAUGGUCAGUAUGUGGUUCCCACACACUGUACCGACCCCUUUGACAGCACCCCAUACCCAAUAGGUGCGGAGUGGAGGACUGGAGCCUGCAUGAAGUGCUUGUGUGAGGGGGGCGGGUUCCGAUGCUGUCCUGUUGAGGUGACGAGACCGCCGGGGGUCCCUGAAGACUGCGUGCUGCUGUUUGACGAGGAGAGCUGCGAGUUCAAGGCAUUCAGUAUCAAUGACCCCUCAGAGUCCUGCCCUCUGUAAGUGGGUUGGAGGCUGGCAGUGACGCCAGAGACGCCUCCUUCGUGCACUGAGAGCUCUUACCCUGCCAACAAUCAAUAAACCUGGAUUCAAAACCUGCCUGGGUUUUAUUAUA
Messenger RNA from Polyodon spathula (Mississippi paddlefish), 1485 nucleotides. Its product is annotated as beta-microseminoprotein-like. NCBI's taxonomy places the organism in Eukaryota, Metazoa, Chordata, Actinopteri, Acipenseriformes, Polyodontidae. The transcript has 5 exons. The record is from RefSeq and is a predicted model, not a curated record. Bases 1026 to 1373 code for a protein of 115 amino acids.